AUGGCCGACUUUCCAGAUAGUGAUCGGCCAAGAAAGAAGGCUCGCCUCAGUGACUCCACUGCGAGCACCGAGUCACCGCCAACAGAUGAGUAUAGUUGGGAUUGGCCUGCCGAUAUGGCUCCAUCGACCAUCAAACCCAUCAGCCCUCCUCCACUCACGCGCAGCAACAAUGGCAAGGAAAAGCAACAACAAAGGCCCACGAAAACACAACCUUCGCCAUUCCAAUUGACCAAGAUUCGCGACUUGCCAGCCUCAGCAAACGUCGACACAGUCACACUCUCGGACAUUCUCGGGGAUCCUAUGAUCAAAGAGCAAUGGCAGUUCAACUUUCUCUUGGACAUUGACUUUAUCAUGAGCCACCUUGAUGAGGAUGUUCGUGAUACGGUGCAGACCAAGAUCAUUCAUGGCUUUCACGACAAGAACAGUCUCUCUCGUAUCAAUCUCGAAGCUACAGCCAAAAAGUAUUCGAAUGUUGAAACAAUGCAUGUUUGGUUACCUGCCUACGGAACACAUCACUCCAAGAUCAUCAUCUUGAUUAGACAUGACGAUACUGCACAGGUUGUCAUCCACACAGCCAAUAUGAUCUCCCAAGACUGGACGAAUCUCACUCAAGCAGUCUGGCGGUCACCACUUCUACCAUUGUCCAGUGCAGAUGACGAGACACUGGAAGCUCCCAUUGGCUCUGGUGUUCGAUUCAAACGAGAGUUGCUCAACUAUCUGCAAGGUUACAAAAGCAAGUUCAGAGAUCCCACUCGCCCUCUUAUUGACCAGCUCAAGAAGUACGAUUUUUCUUCUGUCAAGGCUGCUCUUGUUGCAAGUGUGCCCGGUAAGCAGCAAGUCGGUACGAAUACCACCAACAGCAAACAAAGUCUUUGGGGAUGGCCUGGUCUAGAGCGGGUCCUGAAAGAACUUCCAGCUACUACACCAGCAAGCAAAGCUCGAAUCAAUGUUCAGAUAUCAUCGAUCGGCACUCUCUAUGAGAAGUGGUUGGACGGCUUCUUCAACGUUCUAAGAACGACUGUUGCCGGACAGCAACCAAAGCCUGAGCCAGCAUCAAUUCGGGUCAUUUUCCCUACUGCUGAUGAAAUUCGUCGCUCGUUGGAUGGCUACCAAUCUGGAAGCUCGAUACAUAUGAAGCUGAACUCAGACGUACAGAAGAAACAGUUGGUAUACAUGAAGCCUCUCCUGUGUACUUGGGCGGGUGACACAAACGGAGACCGGAACGGAGUGCAACAAGCAGGUCGCCGCCGUGCUGCGCCACACAUCAAGACCUUCAUCAGAUUCUCCAAUAAUGACUGCGACAAGAUCGAUUGGACCCUGGUGACAUCAGCUAACCUGUCGAAACAGGCUUGGGGCGAGAUGGCAAACAAGAAUUCAGAAGUCAACAUCUCGAGCUUUGAGAUUGGUGUCCUCGUGUGUCCACAGUGGCUUGCUGGCGAAGGAGAGAAGGCUCGUAUGGUACCGGUCUUCAAGAAAGACGAUCCUGACAUGGAUACCACCUCGGAAGAGUUCGACAAGUUAAUUGGCAUAAGAAUGCCAUACGAUUUGCCGCUUGCACCCUAUGCUGGAAAUGAGGUGCCAUGGUGUGCAGAGAGGUCGCACGACGAACCGGAUUGGAAGGGCGUCAUGUGGCAAACGUACAACCCAAGGGUGUGA
This is a messenger RNA of Aureobasidium musti, 1656 nucleotides long. NCBI's taxonomy places the organism in Eukaryota, Fungi, Ascomycota, Dothideomycetes, Dothideales, Saccotheciaceae. The record is from the annotation of a GenBank genome assembly.